This is a messenger RNA of Trichosurus vulpecula (common brushtail), 726 nucleotides long. RefSeq names its product cysteine-rich secretory protein 3-like. The transcript is spliced from 7 exons. The record is from RefSeq and is a predicted model, not a curated record. Lineage: Eukaryota; Metazoa; Chordata; Mammalia; Diprotodontia; Phalangeridae. Gene Ontology annotation, cellular component: extracellular region. The coding region runs from base 1 to 726 and encodes 241 amino acids.
AUGAUUUUACUACCUGUGCUGCUCUCCUUAACUGCCAUACUGUUCCCAUCUUGUGGUGAUGCACAGCGUGUAUCCUUUCAGUCUCUAUCAACCAAACUUGAAAAAGCCCAACGUGAAAUAGUGGACAAGCACAAUGCUCUGCGAGCACAAGCCUCACCCCCUGCCACCAACAUGCUAAAGAUGCAAUGGAGCAAAGAAGCACAAAAAACAGCCCAGGCCUGGGCAGAUCAAUGUACUUUAGACCACAGUGAACAAAAGGACAGAACAAUUGGGACCGUAUGUGGUGAAAAUCUCUUUAUGUCAAGUGCCUCCCUCUCAUGGACAGAUGCUGUCCAAGCUUGGUAUGAUGAAUAUAAACAUUUUGAAUUUGGAAAAGGAUCAACUACAGGUGAAGCCGUUGGACAUUAUACCCAGGUAAUGUGGUAUGCAAGUCAUCAGCUUGGAUGUGCAGUUGCUGAAUGUCCUAAGGCUUCUUACAAGUACUAUUAUGUUUGCCAUUACUGCCCUGCUGGAAAUGUUCUGCCUAGAAAAAAUUCCCCUUAUGAAAUAGGAACAUCAUGUGCCAAGUGCGCAAACUCCUGUAGCAACAACUUGUGCACUAAUCCUUGUUCAUACACUGAUGGUGCUUCAAACUGUCCUAAACUGAAAAAACAAUAUUCCUGCAAUAAUCCAACUGUCAAGACCCAUUGCAAGGCUUCCUGUCAAUGCACCGAUAAAAUCUAUUAA